Molecule: messenger RNA, 1081 nt
Organism: Solea senegalensis (Senegalese sole)
Lineage: Eukaryota; Metazoa; Chordata; Actinopteri; Pleuronectiformes; Soleidae
Gene: airim
Product: c19h1orf109 homolog (H. sapiens)
Exons: 4
Coding region: 223-840 (205 amino acids)
Cellular component (GO): cytoplasm; nucleus
Source: RefSeq, a predicted model, not a curated record
UCAGGAAGCCGGAAAUGGUGUAGAAACAACAUGGUGAAAGUGUGAUGUUAUAUUUGCGGUGUGUAUACAUGAGUUAAGAGGUUCCACACAUCGUUUAAAAGAAGUGUUCUACUUUUAGGAUGUAAACAACAGUUUGUAAUACGUUUCGUUCUUAUUAUUGUAUACAUUUCUGAUUCUUGUGGGGUCUUCUUUCGGUUUUCAUGUAUAAAACCGGCACUUGAUAUGUCCACUCCGGCGGUAUCGUCUGUUCAUCAGGCGCUACAGAAAAGCUUCAAGAAUCUGGAAAACUGUCAGAAAGUAUGGAAGUCUGCGUUGACUGAGUGCAGCCCUCUGCUGGAGUCUCUGGGGAAUUUGGCGGAGCAGUCGAAGGCGCUGUCCAACGUUCAACUCUCUGACACACCGCUCAGAGUUUUCCCUGACCUGGAGGAUCGUCUGCGUUUCAAACUCUUACAAGCCAUGGAUACUGUGCUGGGAAAACUCAACGACAAGCUGUCCUCCCUCCAGUCUGUCAGAGACACCAUCAGCAGCCAUGCCUCCGGAGUCCUCCAGCUGUACGAGCUGCACGCAGACAGUCUGGAUCUACUCGCGGUGACUGAACGUUCGGCCACCACGCCGUCCAUCGCUGACAUGCUGGGCUGGCUGCAGGACGCCGAGCGUCACUAUAGACAGCAAUUUCUGAGGAGAAAAGCUGUGCUGCAGAUGCUCAGGGUCGACAACCUCUCCCUAGUAGAGUCUGCUCCUCAGAGAUGGAAGUCUUUGGAGUCUGCGAGUGCAGAAGACUGUAUCACAGAUAUACUCUGCAAAGUAUCUUUCUUCAUGGAGUCUGAAUUAGGAAAGUAAAAGAAGUGAACUUUUUUUAUGAAGAACGCCAAGAAAAGAAGACUAACGACAGACUGUUUAAUCAGUUUUUCUGAACUGGACUUGAGUGCUUAGGUGAGAUAUGGACUUUUUUGGAUGGGAAGAAGACAACAUGAUAAUAAUAUGCUUCCAUGGCACCAUUUCCAUCACAUGUCUGUCAUUGCACAAAUCACGCUAAGCAAGUGUAUGUGAAGAGAAACCCAGCACAGAAAAACUCACUUUA